Messenger RNA from Vicia faba (fava bean), 837 nucleotides. The record is from the annotation of a GenBank genome assembly. Lineage: Eukaryota; Viridiplantae; Streptophyta; Magnoliopsida; Fabales; Fabaceae.
AUGAUGUGUGAUUACAUUAUUUUAGGCACAUGCAAUGGUUUGUUGUGUCUAUUAGACGAAGAACGAGAUGUUGUCAUAUUGUGGAACCCUUUUAUGAAUUUGAAAUCUGAAAUUUCUCCACCCCUUGCUUCUCCCUAUGGUGAGAAUAGUGUUAUGUCAUAUCAUGGGUUUGGUUAUUAUGAUCAAGUUAAUUUCAAGUACAAGGUACUCAUGGUUGUUUUCAAUUUCGAGAAUGUUAGUCAAAUUGCUACCAUAAUUUACACGUCUGGUGAAAAUUCUUGGAGAACCAUUCAAAAUUUCCCAUGUUUUAUGAAGGUUGGUUCUCCUAAUAAUAAGAGGUACUUGGGGAAAUUCGUGAGUGGCACUUUGAAUUGGUUAGUUAAGAAAGAAGCUAAUUCUAACCAAAAGAUGAUUCUAUCCUUUGAUCUCGAGAAGGAAACUUAUGGGGAAGUGUUGAUGCCUGAACACGAUGGUGACAAUGUGAGCGAUCUUAUAAUGGAUGUUGUGAGUAACUGCCUUUGUCUGAGUUACGACUCUAGUGAAACUCAUUGGGUUGUGUGGUUGAUGAAAGAGUAUGGAGUAGCUGAUUCAUGGACUAAAUUGGUGAUCAUCCCUCAUUUGAAUACCAAUCAUCAGUGGAAUCACAGAAUGGUACCUUCUUUUGUUGACCCAUUGUUCAAAUCAGAAAAUGGUAUGGUUAUUGUGAAAACUAUGCGUUCUAGACUUGUCUUGUAUGUCACAAGUAAAAGUAGACCGUCUCUUUGCAAUCCUUCUAGAUUGAUUAGGUUUCAUGAUCUACAUAUUUGCCAUGAGAGUCUGAUAUCACCGCAGUGGUAA